Messenger RNA from Penicillium alfredii, 363 nucleotides. RefSeq lists its product as uncharacterized. Bases 1 to 363 code for a protein of 120 amino acids. The record is from RefSeq and is a predicted model, not a curated record. The transcript is spliced from 2 exons. Lineage: Eukaryota; Fungi; Ascomycota; Eurotiomycetes; Eurotiales; Aspergillaceae.
AUGAAAUCCCCACCACAACCAGCAACAGUCCAUGAGCUGAAAGAAGAUAGUAGCCCGAUGCUUCACAGCAAGGUUUCUGCGACGAGAAAUCGCGUAACCAGGAGGAACGCCAUACUAUAUUCUUUGAACAGGGCUCAGCACAGGCCUAGAAAGGCCCCGGACUGCAGUGACGAAGAUAUAAAUUUAGGGAAGCGCGAUUUGAGGCUCCGUAUUGUAUCGGAAUCACUAAAUUCUACUUAUCUCGAGCAAGAAAGCUACGAUAACUACCUCCGGGGUCACACUAUAUGGUACGGUUACUACAUCAAAGACUAUGUCUAUUUGGACGAAGGGAGCAUUUUCAAGAGCCUACAGCAUAUAGUAUAG